Molecule: messenger RNA, 1147 nt
Organism: Cicer arietinum (chickpea)
Lineage: Eukaryota; Viridiplantae; Streptophyta; Magnoliopsida; Fabales; Fabaceae
Product: protein HHL1, chloroplastic
Source: RefSeq, a predicted model, not a curated record
UUGAUAAAGAUGAGGAUGAAAAAGGUGAAGUAGUGGAUUUCAAUGUUUGUAUUGAAGCCUUCUCUCUCUACCCUAUCCAGUUACUAAGUCAGUUAUCAUCACAAAAUCUAAUUUUGUGAGAAAGAGAGGGAAACCAUCAAAAGGCAUGGAAGUGGGAAUGUCGUUAAACGCACUCGUUCGCCCUCCUCUCUCAAGUUCAGGUUCAAGGUUCCAUGACGACUCGUCGUUCAGCCAUUUUCUAUUUUCCAUUCCCAGACACACUUCCGGAAAAACUCAUCAACGACAACAUGUAUUAGUCGUUGAAGCAAAGGGUAAAAAAGGAAUGAUGUCUCGUCAAUUUCAGCGCCCUCCCCCUCCUCCCUUACCCAAAAUUGAAGACGAUGGUAACCCCAAAUUCGUCAUCUUCAUUCGCAUGGCCAAUGUAUACCUUUGGUACCCUCUUAGUAUUGUAUCGGGUGGCACCACUGCCAAAAUUAUGGUUGCUGCAAAAGAUAAUUUCCUCGGCAAAUAUAUCUACAAAGAUACACUUGACAGAAAUCUUGCUGCUGUUAUCUACAAAGAUGAGAAAGAGAUACAGAAAUCUGCAUUCAAACAACAUCGAACGCUGCGGUCAGCUACUGAAUUCAGAUAUGGCUACAAACUUGUUGAGAAUUAUAACAAUGUAAGAGCUGCACUUUCAACCACUGAUGUUAUUGAGCUUCCUACGCCAGAUAAACUAAAAACUGUACUUGAUAAAGUGAAAGACUUUUUUGGAGAUGCAAAGGAGUCUUUUGGGAAGAUAACAGCAUUAGGCACUACCACUACUGAGGAGGAAGAGGAAGAUUCAAAAGAAAAAUCUAAGUGAGUUUUUACGUCUAGUUGGUCUAAACAAUGACCCUCAGAGAGCUUCAUGCUGUUUGUAGAUUGGUUAAUGUUACUUCUGUUUUGUUCUUAUACCUCACCCAACUUCACAAUUUUAUAUGUUCUGAUGAGUAGUGAUCACUCAUUUAUGUUUUGAUCCGUAAUGCAUUUGGACAUAUAGAUUGUAGGACAUGACCAUAUAAUGGCAUAAUUAUCAGCUCAAGUGAUUCCUGGAACUGUUGUACAAAUUACGUGUUGUAAUAUUCAUGGAUUUUUUUCCACAGGUAUUCAUUUUGUUGAUCAGGAA